Messenger RNA from Amoebophrya sp. A25, 3169 nucleotides. The record is from the annotation of a GenBank genome assembly. Lineage: Eukaryota; Dinophyceae; Syndiniales; Amoebophryaceae.
UCGUAUCUUCGGGUAGAUUGAGAAAAAGUGCUCCAAUAUCAUGAUAUGUCUUUCUUUCCAUCUUCUCGUAAGAAAGAUCUGCGUGCGUGAUUCCUAAACAUAAAGCACUAGAAGACAAAUGGACGGGAGUGUAUGGAUUCGCCUUACCCUCAUAUCUCAGAAACGAAGUUGACGCUUUCCGCGAAGCGAUUAGUAACUAAUCUAGUCCCCUCUAUUAAGGAUUUUUUUGUUGUAUAUUCAGCUUUCCCGCUUUAUCUUUUGUCAACAGACCUGAGUGCAAUGAACCUUAAUAAUAUGGGAUGGAAUGUUAAAAAACUUAAGGAGUCUUACUCAAUUCUUUUGAAUUUGAAUUUGAAUGUAGAUGGAAUGAAUUGAUAUGUUUUUGUAUGUGGUAGAUCGUUUGUGCGAUUGCUCGCGUCGUAGGACUUUUUGAACAUUGUGCAGAAAGACAGUUCAGCGAGUUUCUAAGUCUAAAGUACCACUUCAAUCGUGAUGAUGCUGAGUAAUUCAGUCAUGCACACCCUGUAGUCAUCCAUUUAAGUUUAGUACUAGAAAUUGCAGUAUCAUUGUUUAUGUUGUGUUGUCGCGUUAUCUCUGGGGAACAUACAUCAAUAAAACAUCUAAGUGAAUAUGAGCGCUGCAUCCAGUCGUCGUUUCGAUGCCCGUGUGGGCAUUACUGAGGAGGUGCGCAAUGCUUUACCACCUAUCGCCUUGGCGCAAACGACGCUGGAGUUUUAUGCUUCUCUAGUCCACUAUUUGGUCCAGAAAAGGGAUCUUGAGUCUUGUCCCUACUUUGCCACCCCAAGCAGGGGUACUGAAAUGAGUACGAGCACCAGUUCGUCAUCACCAAGCACGGGUGGUGCUCACCAGACGCGAAGACACGCACAACUGCAUAUGUUUUCGCUGGCCCUCGUCUUUCGUUUGUGGGACAAGCCUCAUUAUCGUUGCGGAAGUUUUGGAGAGGACUUACGCGUGAACUUGCGAAAUGUAGCGAUUCCUGGAACCGGUGUGCCCCUGUCGAUCUUCUGCUUCUCGCGAUACACCGCCUAUUUUUGGCUCUUAAUCCUCUAUCCAUUCACGUGCCUCUUCUCGGCACUCGCCGUGGUCGUGACCGAAUACCGCCUGACAUUUGGGGCUAAGCCUAAGAACACUACGUCUACGUCCAACGCGUCGUCCACGUCCAACUCUCAGUCGCAGAAGAAGACGUCUCAACAGGAGGAGAGGCGGUCAAGACAAAAAUCUUCAGGAAGAGGAAAACAACAACAGCAGCAGCAAGAAGAGACUUUGGCUGUUGCGGAAGAGUGGAAGAACGCGCCACAGACGUGGGCGGCCAUUCUUAGGUUCGUCGCAGAACGAGUUGCGAUUCUGUACCAGAAAAAUCUUGCGGCACCGGACGAUUGGUUUUCCUUGUGGCGUCUCAACUGCGCGCUAGCGACGUACCAUAGUUACGUUACCAGGUCAGAAGAAUACAAGAUGGAGAACAAGUGGGACUUCCUCGUGAAGUGCCAUGAGAACGACGUCGCGAUAACACCCUGCAUCGGACUUGGAUUGCUCAGCGGCAAGAAAAACGGCACAAGGACUUCGGGUGAGAGCAGAACCAGUAGCGCGCCUGAAGCAGGCGCUUUGGCGCUGGACGAUGAUGAUGAUCAGUCAACCUCUACUAGGGCCGCUGGAGGUACACCUGCUACUAGGCUGUACACAUCCUCGCGCUCAGCAGCAUCCACCACCGGCGUCGUGGAGCAAAGUCGAUCCGAGAUUUUGAGUCAACUGCGUAUGCACACGCUUGUCUGCAAAGACGCUAACGAGGAGGGAGGGAUGGGCAUUCAUUUUUUCCACAAUGCCGCACAAGGCGGCGAUUGGAUCCUCCAGGAAAAGCUGGAAAAUGCCACUGCCCUGACCUUCCUGUUGCCCGAUCCGUGUCCUCUAUCUACGUUUCGAGUCCUCACGUCUUCGGAAGGUUCGUAUGUGUCUUCUCCGUCAGGAAAGAGCGGCGCCAUGAAAGCAUCGUCGGGUGGGCAGUCAUCCUCUGGUGAGGUUUCUGCAGAGGACAAGAUUCAGAUUCUGACCUGUGUCUUUCGAGCAGGUAGAAAAAACGCGAAGACUGACCACAGAAGCAUUUUUCUCAAUGUGAAUCUGGACAAAUCAGACAAGAAGAAUUACGGCACAAUCACGCAUGGCGCGCUCAACAAUCACUGGUAUCUCUAAUUCUAAAUAUAACUACAACUAAUUUUUUUUGUGACCUUGUUUUUAGGCUAGUAGCAGUGCAUUUUUGUACUACCAACAGAUUACUACCUAAAUUCUCUCGUCAUUCCCUUCAUCCACUGCGCCUGUUAGUCAUUGAAGACUCAAACAAAUGAAUAUUUUUCCUUCAUUUUUCUUUCAACCGUUGCAGGUAUCAGCUUCACGGAAACGUUUUUUCGACCGAGAAGGAGGGGGCGCUCACAAGUGCAGGCGUUUUUCGACAGGGUUUCGCAAGAAAGGCUUCUGGAAUGGGUGUUCACCCAGACACCAACAAGAACUUAGUCGGAUGCAAAAUACCGGAGCUUGAGGAGAUACUAUCGCUGAGUCGUCGUGCACAUGCAGUCUUAUGUCCAGAGGUGCCUCUAGUGGGGUGGGAUGUCGCCUUGGUAAACGGAGACGUCGUGGGGGGUCAAGUGGUACUCGGAGGGAAUGCAGAUGAGAAGCCAACGCCGAUUUUGCUGGAAGCGAAUUUGAGUUGCAACUUCUUUCUAGGUCACUUUCCUCGUGAUUACUACCUGGAAUUCAUGCGCAAGAGCUUUGUCGGACUGGAGGCUGCCGAAACCGGUAAAAAACUUUCAUAAGAUCUCAUUUGAGUGACAUGUCUGUGCACUGCCGCGUCUCUGGUGCGACCGGAGGCAAAUACCUCGGACGACGGAUGACAGAACCCAUUUUACAGUCCAUUGAGUUUUUCAAGAUAACGACGUGUUGGGCUACUUAACCUGCCUGUUAAGUGACCUAGUUUUACAGGGACUAUAAAAGUGCGUUCCUCAUCUGCGCUUUGAUCACUCUGCACCCUACACAGUAGGCCAGUGACUUUGGGCCUCUUGAUAUGCUUGUCAGGACUUCAGUGUUCACUCAUAUCAAUGAAGAAGAAUCGAUGAGGCUCUUUUAAUGAAUUGGUGUUGGUAAGCUAUUGCUUGCUGCCGCC